AGCGUCGCGGUCAGGUGGUUUUCCGGCAAGUCGCGCCACCACUUCGGUUGUUCCCUCUCUCUCUCUCUCUCUACACGGAGCGCAUUCGCUUCUCUCCUCGGUCGCCUCCGCGGUAAUGGCGGUCGAUUCUCGCGAGCACGUAAGGGAGGAGAGUUUGAGGGGUUGCAUGCUUGACUGAGCUUGAAAAUUCUGGGGAAGAUGCAAAAUGAGGACAGAACGUGCUUCCCGGUGAUUGCGGAUGUGAGCCGCGAUCUUCCCGUCGGUUGUCGGUGCUUCUGUGCGCUUGAUUCGAUUAUUGAGGAAGACAACCAACACUGUCAGCUGGGCUUCGAUUCAGGUUUAUACCCAGUCUUCCUUGAUGAGGAUUCACUUCCAAUGAAAUUAAACUGCCCCUUUCACCAUUCGCAAGCGAUGGACAAUGAUGUCUAUAGCAUCUCCCUGUUGCCUGAAGAAGACGAUAUGAGUGCACAAUGUGGAUCAAAGCUAGCAGUCCUUAGCUUACUAGAAGUUCAAGAUCCAUGUGAAAAACAGAUAUGCUUUGAUGGCCAUGCAAAUUGUGAAGAAUGCUUCGACUUUCAAAAGGAAAGCUUAGAAGCUUAUUCACAGUGUGUUAUAGAUAUAGAUAUCGAGAAGGAAACUGGGGAAGAAUCUAAACUCCGAGACGAAUCUCAUGGGAACAAAAACAGUGAUAGUUUACUUGCUAAUGCUCCAAGGGUCUUGCAGAGACAAGUGAGCUUGAAGACGGGCGAAAAGUUAGCUCAACUACUAAUGGAUCACAAUGCAAUGUUGCUGAAUCUCCCUAAUAAAGAAAAGCCAGUGACAGAGAGGUUUCAUGAUUCCUCAAACAACAGAUGGAGGAGAUACAAGCGUGCUGCCUCAUUUGAUUCCAGGAAAAUUGUCAUCCUCUUCUCCAUCUUGUCAAGCUUUGGGACAUUGGUACUCAUUUAUCUAACCCUCAGAGUUAGGCAGAAUGGUACUGGGUUCGAGCACAGCUCAUGACAGUUUGAUGCUACUCUGUUAUAUUUAGAAUUGGCUGUUGUAAAUCUUUCUUUCCUGUUUCUUUCUAGUGAGUAUUACUAGGCUUGUAUGUACAUAGGCGAAUCUGCUCAACUGCUUUGGACUUGGAUUGCUUGGUAAUGCAUACUUACUGUGAUUAAAUGUCGGCAAAAGCUAAUUCUUAUUAUG
Molecule: messenger RNA, 1185 nt
Organism: Eucalyptus grandis
Lineage: Eukaryota; Viridiplantae; Streptophyta; Magnoliopsida; Myrtales; Myrtaceae
Exons: 8
Coding region: 199-999 (266 amino acids)
Source: RefSeq, a predicted model, not a curated record